UUUUUAUCAUUCGGGGUAUGUGAUUCAGACCCGUUUUUCCACGUGAAAUGAUCUGGAGUUACAGUCUAUGACUUCAGCUUUAAACAUGAAGCUUCUUAACGUUUUCACGUCUCUUCUCACUCGCUCUUGGAAUAUGCCUUGAAGCGGAGAAUCGUAUAUGAUGUUAUCGGUACUGGUCUUCGCGUGAGGAAAGAAGGGUUUUUCUGUUUCAUUUGUUCAAGGAGCUGAACUUCGCGGGUCCGGCUCUUAUCUGUUGAGGCUAUCAGCAAUGGCGGCGGAAGAACAAAAGGAGGCGUUGUUGCAGAAGCAUUACUAUGAGAAUUGCCCCGGCUGCAGAGUCAAGAAGCUUAACGAAUCGCGGAGAGGCUUGCCAAUCCGUGAGCUCAUGUCGAUCUGGAUCGUCGUGCUUUGCAAUGCACUGCCAAUAUCAUCUCUGUUCCCAUUCCUUUACUUCAUGAUUAGAGAUUUCCAUAUCGCCGCAAGAGAGGAAGACAUCGGGUAUUAUGCUGGUUGUGUAGGUUGUUCGUUCCUGUUCGGUAGAGCCUUGACGUCAAUUUUUUGGGGAAUUGUGGCGGAUCGAUACGGGCGAAAACCAGUCAUAAUUAUGGGAACAAUCGCAGUGGUCAUCUUCAACACACUUUUCGGCCUAAGUGUGAACUUUUGGAUGGCCAUUGCAACGAGGUUUCUUCUAGGAAGUUUAAAUGGUUUACUUGGACCAAUCAAGGCUUAUGCGACCGAAAUAUUCCGUGAGGAGUACCAAGCGCUAGGAGUAUCAACUGUUAGUACAGCAUGGGGGAUAGGAUUGAUUAUCGGUCCAGCUCUGGGAGGUUAUCUUGCGCAGCCCGCAGAAAAGUACCCGUCGAUAUUUUCCAAAGAAUCGGUGUUUGGAAAAUUUCCCUACUUCUUGCCCUGUCUCACCAUCUCGCUUUUCGCAUUGGUUGUUUCAAUCGCGACCUGCUGGCUUCCGGAAACAUUGCAUAUGUACCACGAUAACAGCAAGCUUGAUGAGUCUCGCAAAGAUAUGGGGACCGCAUCCCUCGAGUCUGGUGUGAAAUGCAAGACGCAACAAGUCGAAGGGAAAGCUCCGAAAAAGUCCCUGUUUCGUAAUUGGCCCUUGAUGUCGGCCAUCCUCGCGUACUGCAUCUUCUCGCUUCACGACAUGGCUUACUCGGAGAUCUUCUCCCUGUGGGCCGUAAGCCCUAGGCGAUUAGGGGGCUUAAGCUACACCACUGAAGAUGUUGGAACUAUUCUUUCCAUCUCAGGUGCCGGCCUUCUCAUCUUCCAAACGUUUUUAUACCCAUACUUGGACAGACUACUCGGCCCCAUUUUGGUAGCUCGCAUUUGUGGGAUCUUAUCGAUACCGCUCUUGUCAAGCUACCCUUUUAUAGCCAUGCUGACUGGGAUAGGUCUCUCCAUAGUUUUGAAUUGCGCAUCAGUCGCGAAGAAUGUUCUUUCUAUUUCCGUCUUCACCAGCUUGUUCCUUCUGCAAAACAAAGCCGUUGAUCAAGAUCAGAGAGGAGCUGCUAAUGGAAUCGCGAUGACCGCUGUGUCUGUCUUCAAGGCGGUCGGUCCAGCUGGAGGAGGCGCAAUAUUCUCUUGGACACAGAAGCGUCAGGACACGGCCUUUCUCCCAGGCAACCAGAUGAUCUUCUUCAUCCUGAAUGUGGUCAUGGCGAUCGGGGUGCUGAUGACGUUCAAGCCGUUCCUUGUCGAGCGCCGCGACUAAAUGAAAGCAGAGUUGAACCCGCAUGAGUUCUAAAAGGCGCUGCUAAAACUCAGAGCAGAUCUUGCGUAAUAUCAGCUGUCAUUCGAUUCUUUCACAGUUCCAUCGAUCCCAUGCUCGUGAACUAAUCUCCUGUAGACCUGAUCAUGGGUGUAAGUGCGUGUUAGGCCCUCCCGACCCGAAGCACAACUUGAGCGACUGGGGGAAGAAAUUCCUCCUUUAGCACGGUCAUUGUAUAAAGUGAAUAGUACCUAUUUGAUACCUAUUUUAUGUCAUGGGCGAGCCCACAUAUGAAAGUUUAGGU
Rhodamnia argentea is the source of this 2027-nucleotide messenger RNA. Its product is annotated as protein ZINC INDUCED FACILITATOR-LIKE 1-like. Bases 269 to 1726 code for a protein of 485 amino acids. The transcript has 18 exons. Gene Ontology annotation, biological process: transmembrane transport; regulation of stomatal closure. Gene Ontology annotation, cellular component: plant-type vacuole membrane; plasma membrane. Gene Ontology annotation, molecular function: solute:potassium antiporter activity. The record is from RefSeq and is a predicted model, not a curated record. Lineage: Eukaryota; Viridiplantae; Streptophyta; Magnoliopsida; Myrtales; Myrtaceae.